Molecule: messenger RNA, 1431 nt
Organism: Exserohilum turcica Et28A
Lineage: Eukaryota; Fungi; Ascomycota; Dothideomycetes; Pleosporales; Pleosporaceae
Exons: 2
Coding region: 1-1431 (476 amino acids)
Source: RefSeq, a predicted model, not a curated record
AUGUCGCUCGUCUCGCGAUAUCUCGGCGCGCUCAUCUUCAAUUUCGCCACCUUUAUUCUCCCAGUCCUCUACAGCACCCUCCCAAAGCUCUGGGUAGCCAAUAUUGACUCCUCGCUCGUCGUCACCACAGACGUGUACACCUACAUCGGCGUUGUAGCAGAGGUUUUGAAUAAAGGUCUUCCCCGAGCAGCUUGGGUCAUCAUCGGCGACAAAGCCUCACGCUCACUGCCUCAACGACUCAAGCUAACUCACACGCUAAUCCUCUUUCAAUCAAUCCUUGGCUUAAUCAUGAGCAUAGCGUUUAUGUCCGCAGCCUCCACCUUUGCAAAAGGUUUCGUGCCCGUAGAGGUGCGGGCCGCAAGCUUAACUUACGUCCAUAUCAGUGCCUUCUCUGCGCUCAGCUCUGCAAUCGAGGUGGCCGUCUCCACUUCCACGAGAGCCCUUGAUAAACCAAAUGUCCCGAUGAUCAUUAGUUCGGUUAAGUUCGCUAUUAAUAUCCUGCUUGACCUUCUGAUCAUCUCUCGCUUCCAUGUUGGAAGCUUCAAGCCGUCUGUCAACAUGCAGGCAGGAAUUCAACUAGCCUGCAACCUAAGUGCAGCCUUCGUAGGUUUGUGUUACUUCAUCUACAUCACCAGUUUUCGGGCACUUGCAGCAAUCGAGCACUAUCGCCCCCAUGAAAAUAUUCUCCCAAGCCUGCGAGCGCUCAAGGUCCUAGCUCGACCCGGGAUAAUUACCUUUACUGAAUCCGCCAUCCGCAAUGCUUUGUAUCUAUGGCUGGUGAGCGGCAUCGUAGCUAUGGGUUCCGAGUAUGCCACCGCCUGGGGCAUCUUCAACACCAUCAGAUGGGGUCUCAUCAUGGUUCCUGUGCAGGCAUUCGAAGCAACCUCCUUAGCAUUCAUCGGUCACAACUGGGGUCGAUGGCGGCGGAGCAUCGGAAUCGACAUGCACCGCGCAAAAGCCGACCGGCGGACUAUCUUCCAAAUAAUCCGACCGGCCCUCAUAUCACUGCUCAUCGCACUCGCUAUUGAGGUCCCGCUUUGUAUCUUCCUCUCUUUCUUCGGCACCCGCCCUUUCGCGCGAUACCUCAGUAACUCCGACGCUGUCGCGAAGAUCACUGCGCGUAUGUGGCGGACGAUCGACUGGUGUUAUAUUUUCUAUGCAGCAUCGACACAGCUCGCUACCAUCCUCCUCGCGACGCGCCCACGCUGGUAUCUAUAUCAGUCGUUGGCGUCGAACCUCUUGUACGUGUUGCCGUGGGCAAUCGUAUGCCAAGUUGCGCAUCUAAAUGUGGGUGACGCGUGGACGUACCAUAGUCUUGUCUUCGGAGGCAGUUUGGUGUUCAGUUUUUUUGAUAUCUUGCUUGUUGAUGGGAUAUGGGCCUGGACGCUGGUGACGGGUAGAAUUAGGCUGGAAGUCUUCCGAGGAUCCUAG